UUAUGAAAUGGGAAGAAAGGAAUAAAUUUCCUGCUAUGUGAUGAAUAUGCAAGACAAAUAUUAUUGGAAACAUUAUGAAGCUACGAUAACACAAUAUUACAAACAACCGAUCUGAAAUCAUGUAUUGUUGGCAUGUGAAAACAAAAAUCCGCUAUGCUCUGAUGUUUUGUAUUUUCGUCUCCAUUGCGAGUUAUUUUACAAUGUAUAAAACAACAAACGGUGAAGAAUCUAUUUGUACUGAAACAAAAAAUGCAUUUUUAAAUCAAGUUGGACACUUUUGGAUGGCGGGUAUGCAAAAAACACAAAACGAAAUUUUGAGUUCGGAUGAGAAUCUUGACCCUGGAAAAGUGAGAUUAGAUGUAGAAGAAGAUACUCGGAUAAGUGACAAGUUUUGUGAUAGAAAAGUUAAAACCAAUUUGGACAAACAAUACAGCCAGGGAGAUUAUGACGUCAUCGUUGUCAAAAGCCCCAAUCGCCAAUUGAGCAUUCCAGGCAUUGAGAAUGAUCCGCAUUUCGCAGCCACUGACUCAUUUUUCGAGGAUAAGUUGGAAAACAACUUCUUGGAUAAUGAUGAAGAGCGAAACAAGACCAUUGAUCAGAAAGGCAUGAAAGUUGACGAUGAGAUUAUUCAUUCAAAUCGAUCGCAAACUUUUCCCCUUAUCCCAGAAGAUGCACUACUAAUAUUUGGAGAUGAACUAACUCCAUGGGAGAAAAGAGAAAUCAUGAAAUAUGAAAAGAUUUGGUAUGUAGGAGAAGGUGCAAACAAAACAGAAGCUCAACAAGAGGCUGAUAACAAUUACGGAUUUGAUAUUGAGUCAGGAAAAUAUGAAGGACACUAUAAAGUGGUUUUGAACGAUCACAUCGCAUAUCGUUAUCAAAUAUUAAAGAAUCUUGGAAUGGGCAACGGAGGUACAACCGUGAAAGUAUUGGAUCAUUCAAAUAAUGAAUUUCUUGCGAUUAAAAUAUUGGUCAAUUCAACAGCACGGGGUAAAGAUCUUUACAUGAGAGAACUGGGAAUAAUGAAAUAUAUAGAGUCGAACGCAACCAACAAAAAUUAUUUUUCACGGAUGUUUAAUACAAUUUAUUUCCGAAAUCAUUAUUGUAUCGUUCAAGAAUUAUUGGGAGAUUCACUACAUGAUAUUUAUUCCAAUCGUCCGGUAGAAAGUCUAGAUUUAUUACGACGUUUUUCAAGCGACAUCAUGCACGCAAUGUAUUACUUGAGUGAACUCAACAUUUUCCACUCAGAUUUAAAACUGCAAAAUAUAAUGUUUCUUUAUGGAAAAAAUGAUCAGAGUGAAGGCCAACUACUAAAAGUUGGAGAUUUUGACCUGAGUUGUGUUCCCCAUGCGGAAGAUUUCUUCUACCGCUGUCCGGAAGGAGUCGUUUUCCAGCCAUUGUAUUGCAGAUCGCCGGAGAGCUUAUUAAACUUACCUGUAUCAUCACAAUCCGACAUGUUCAGUUUAGGCGUGAUAAUGGCUCAACUUUUUCUUGGCACUCCUUUAUUUAUUGGUAGAGACGAGGUGGAUCAGUUUGCAGCAAUGAUGGAAGUUAUUGGUCUUCCGCCCGCACAUAUCAUUUCACAAGCAAAAGAAAUAUAUGCAAGAGCAAUCUCCUAUGCAACCAGGACAUGGUUCCGUCGCAUACCCGGAAAGAGACCGCUUGAUUAUGUUUUGAGAGAUAUUGAUCCUCUGCUGUUCGAUUUAAUUUCAGAAUGUUUGGAGUGGGAUGCUGAUAUUAGAAUCACGCCGAAAGAAGCAUUACUUCAUCCAUUUUUUACUAAAGUCAAUGGAUAAAUGCGGAUCGUCGUCAUCCUCGUACAAAAUAAUUCGGGAUCAAGAGUUGUCAUUUGACGUUUUUCAUGUUAACGUAUACUGUCCAAACUUCUUACGGCCAUGAAGUUUCUUUAAACGACCUAAGAAGCAUUUAAAUUACCAAUUCGUGAAUGAAAAAAUGAUCAU
Molecule: messenger RNA, 1958 nt
Organism: Styela clava
Lineage: Eukaryota; Metazoa; Chordata; Ascidiacea; Stolidobranchia; Styelidae
Product: dual specificity tyrosine-phosphorylation-regulated kinase 4-like
Biological process (GO): peptidyl-threonine phosphorylation; peptidyl-serine phosphorylation
Molecular function (GO): ATP binding; protein serine/threonine kinase activity; protein serine/threonine/tyrosine kinase activity
Source: RefSeq, a predicted model, not a curated record